AUGCAAGAAAUGAGCACAGACCGAUCCAUCUCUCUCGGCUACAAUUUCUGCGUAAACUCUCCAGAAGCAGCUCCCAACAGCCACAGAGCCAAACAUCAUCGCCAAAUGGGCAAUAUAUCGUUCAUGCUGCUCCGUCGCAACUUAACAAAAUUCGAGGUCUUACAUAAGCAACUUUUGAACGACAAAAAGAUGGAGACUCCCGUAAGAGGACGCGUGGAAACCUGCUUCCAACUUUAUUCCCUUGCGAUCUUUGAUGCCAAAGAGGCCUUCCAAGAUUACAAUGCCAAGCGAUACCAUGAUUCUAAUACUCGCGUGAGUGCGGUCUCGAAUGCCCCCGUGACUUGUGAAGAUGGGUUCAAGGAAAUACAAGGCUUGGUUUCCCCAUUGAUCAAGAUGAAUAACGUUACUUACCGGGUGUCUGCUAUUUCGCUUGCCAUUGUCACUAUGUUUUCGCUUGAAUGA
Molecule: messenger RNA, 462 nt
Organism: Hibiscus syriacus
Lineage: Eukaryota; Viridiplantae; Streptophyta; Magnoliopsida; Malvales; Malvaceae
Product: putative invertase inhibitor
Exons: 1
Coding region: 1-462 (153 amino acids)
Molecular function (GO): enzyme inhibitor activity
Source: RefSeq, a predicted model, not a curated record